UAAAUAAUCCGUCUUUCGUGUAUACAUAGUGUUGAAUUUAAAUGUUUAGGCUGUAAAUAUUUUCUAAUUAAAUGCUACGUUUAGGCAAACCUCAGGAACUUUUUAGUAGCGUUUUUUCAAUUUGUAAAAAUUUAACUAGCACACUAGUCACUAAGUUGGAUACAAUGACAGAAACAAACGAAGCUUCUCAAGAUUCGAGUCAAGCAGAAAAAAGACCUUUAGAAAAUGAAAGCAAUGGUGAAGCAAAAAAACAGAAAACAGAAAAUGAAACUGUGCCUUUUGUCAGGAUAAAAAGGAGAAACUUUGCAAUGAUGCUUGGAUAUCUUGGUAAAGAUUAUUAUGGAAUGCAAAGGAAUCCGAAAAUUGACACUAUCGAAGAACAGUUGAUAAAAGCAAUGUAUAAAGCCAAUCUGAUUACUUCCGAAGCUGUUGAAGUUAUUCAAAAUAUAAAUUUUCAAAGAGCAGCUAGGACGGACAAGGGAGUGUCUGCUGUCAGACAAGUUGUUAGUCUUAAAUUACCUGAAAAUCCAUCUAAAGACAGUAUAAACGAACAUUUGCCCAAAAAUAUCAAGGUAUUUUCUAUAAAAAGAGUAACUAAAGGAUUUAAUUGUAAAUCAAAGUGCAAUGCACGUACGUAUUCUUACACAUUGCCAACUUAUGCAUUUGCACCAGAAAAUUUGGAACUUUUUAAUAAAACUCAUGAAAGCAUGGAGGAAAGAAUAGCUGAGAGGAUGGAAGCACUGUCUCUCAUUGAUGGAAAACCAUUUCACGAGUAUAGAUUACCAAAAGACAAACAGGAACAAGUAUCUGUAUUACUGCAGAAGUUCAAAGGAACGAAAAACUUUCACAAUUACACGACAAAAAUAUUACCGUUAGAUCCAAGAGCAAGACGUUACAUUAUGAAUUUAGAAGCAGAAAAGCCUGUUAUUGUUAACGACAUGGAGUUUAUGACUUUAAAAAUCAAAGGCCAAAGUUUUAUGAUGCAUCAAAUUAGAAAAAUGGUAUCCAUGGUCAUUGCAGUCAUGAGAAAUAUCGCGACAGAAGAAGAUUUCAAUCAAUCUUUUAAUACUCCAAAAUAUAUCAUCUCCAGAGCUCCAAGCUUAGGACUGAUGUUGAAUGUUGUACAUUAUGAUUAUUACAAUGAAAGAUAUGGCAAAGACGGUCUCCACGAGAGGCUGGAUUGGGCCGAUUGUGAAGAAGAAAUCCAAGACUUUGAGAAGAAUUAUAUUUUAAAGGACGUUAUUGAUACAGAAAUCAAUGAAAAGUCAAUGCUUUCAUGGUUGGCACAACUAAGCACGUCAGAUUAUGGACUGUGGGACGAGUCGAAAGCGGAGAACAAGGAAGAAAAAGAAGAAGGCCCAUUAGAUGAUUAAUAAGUUAUAGUUGUUUUUGUCUACCGAUGUUUUUUUUUUACACACCGAGAAAAAAAAAUAUAUAUAUAAUUAUACAUUCAUCAGGGCGUAUAACAAUGUUUUCA
Molecule: messenger RNA, 1477 nt
Organism: Copidosoma floridanum
Lineage: Eukaryota; Metazoa; Arthropoda; Insecta; Hymenoptera; Encyrtidae
Gene: Pus1
Product: Pseudouridine synthase 1
Biological process (GO): tRNA pseudouridine synthesis; mRNA pseudouridine synthesis
Cellular component (GO): nucleus
Molecular function (GO): RNA binding; pseudouridine synthase activity
Source: RefSeq, a predicted model, not a curated record